AUGUCUUUCCAGAACUUCGAAUCGUUCCAAAACCAGCACCCAGCGGCCGAUGCUGCCGCUGCUGCCCCCGGCGCACCUGCUACCGCGGACACCAUGGCCGGCCAGGCCGACCCUACCGCCGCCCAAUUCCAGGGCCCUGCUCCUGGCGAGCCAACGGCCGCUCCCGUUCAGCCCGCUCAGGAGGGCAAGACCACUCUCUGGAUGGGUGAGCUUGAGCCCUGGAUCGACGAGAACUUCGUCCGCAACCUCUGGUUCCAGAUGGGCGAGCAGGUCAAUGUUAAGAUGAUCCGCGACAAGUUCUCUGGGAGCAAUGCCGGCUACUGCUUCGUCGACUUCUCUUCUCCCGCUGCCGCCGCUAAGGCUCUGUCGUUGAACGGCACUCCUAUGCCUAACACCAACCGCCUCUUCAAGCUGAACUGGGCCACUGGUGGUGGCCUCGCUGACCGCAGCCGUGAUGACCGUGGCCCCGAGUACUCCAUCUUUGUUGGUGAUUUGGGCCCUGAGGUCAACGAGUAUGUGCUCGUGUCCCUCUUCCAGAGCCGCUUCCCGUCUUGCAAGUCUGCCAAGAUUAUGACCGACCCGAUUAGCGGCAUGUCUCGUGGCUACGGCUUCGUUCGUUUCUCUGAUGAGAAUGACCAGCAGCGUGCUCUGAGUGAGAUGCAGGGAGUCUACUGCGGCAACCGUCCUAUGCGCAUCUCCACCGCUACUCCCAAGAACAAGGGUCCUGGUGUCGUUCCUGGCGGUAUGGGCAUGCCCGGUCCCGCGGGAAUGUACCCUCCCAUGGGUGCUCCUCCCAUGGGCUUCUAUGGUGCUCCUCAGCCCAUGAACCAGUUCACUGACCCCAACAACACAACUGUCUUCGUUGGUGGACUUUCCGGCUAUGUCACCGAGGAUGAGCUUCGGUCUUUCUUCCAGGGAUUCGGUGAGAUCACCUAUGUCAAGAUCCCUCCCGGAAAGGGCUGUGGCUUCGUUCAGUUCGUUCAGCGCCAUGCGGCUGAGAUGGCCAUCAACCAGAUGCAGGGUUACCCCAUCGGCAACUCCCGUGUGCGUCUGAGCUGGGGCCGCUCUCAGAACAAUUCCGGCCCUGCCGGAAGCCCUUACCGCCCAGCUCCUCCUCCGCCUCCCAUGUACCCUUCUAUGGGCAUGCCCCCUGCCCACCAGUAUGGCGGCUUUGCGCCUAUGAAGGUUGGUGACCCUGAAGCUACUGCAUGA
Molecule: messenger RNA, 1212 nt
Organism: Aspergillus bombycis
Lineage: Eukaryota; Fungi; Ascomycota; Eurotiomycetes; Eurotiales; Aspergillaceae
Product: RNA-binding protein
Exons: 4
Coding region: 1-1212 (403 amino acids)
Biological process (GO): mRNA splice site recognition
Cellular component (GO): cytosol
Molecular function (GO): mRNA binding
Source: RefSeq, a predicted model, not a curated record